Messenger RNA from Ilex paraguariensis (yerba mate), 258 nucleotides. NCBI's taxonomy places the organism in Eukaryota, Viridiplantae, Streptophyta, Magnoliopsida, Aquifoliales, Aquifoliaceae. The record is from the annotation of a GenBank genome assembly.
AUGUUUCUAUCAAUGUGGUAUGGGAGGCAAUUUCAUCACAUGUUACUGGAACAAGGAGUGGAGACAAGAGAACAGCUCAUAAGCAUCCUUCACCCUUUCAAGGAGGUUGAGAAUUUGAAAACGGCAAUAACUACGGAUGUCAGAUUGAUUCAGGUGCUUUUCAACAAGGUCCAGGGCUCUGCAGGGUGCAUUUCCUCAUUCUUUUUCUUAUUUUGGCUUGGGAAGGCAGAGGUUCAACUUCAUCGGGUUGAAAUGUGA